Brassica oleracea var. oleracea is the source of this 1271-nucleotide messenger RNA. Its product is annotated as probable inactive serine/threonine-protein kinase fnkC. Bases 1 to 1119 code for a protein of 372 amino acids. The record is from RefSeq and is a predicted model, not a curated record. Gene Ontology annotation, molecular function: protein binding. The transcript has 5 exons. NCBI's taxonomy places the organism in Eukaryota, Viridiplantae, Streptophyta, Magnoliopsida, Brassicales, Brassicaceae.
AUGUUUACCGAAGAAAAGAAAAAAAAUACAAACUAUGGAACAAUGUUUGUCUACUGCUUCUUUUGUCUUGUUUUCGUUGUGGAAGUAGUAAGAUUUGCAAAACCUUACUACAACUUUCAAAACCUAGUGGAGACAGAAGCAGCAAUAGAAGAAGGAUUAUUGGACGUGGGGAUACUUCCUUGUAACAUUAGGAGCUCUGUCUCUAUUCCUGCUCGGGAUCACAAGAAGCUCUCGGCAACAAUAAGGGAAGAGACGAGAACUCGUCCUCCAGUUACGUACUGUGUGAAGUUCGAGUCAUUUGACACAAUGUCUAAACUGGUCAAAGACAACGGUGACAAGUACGAGUCACAUCCUUUCUCAGCCGGUGGAUACAAUUGGACGUUCUUAGUCUACCCAAAUGCGGACAAGCCAGUGGGCUCGGGUGGAUACGUUUCGCUAUACGUUAAAAUCGAUAACUCAAGCUUCAUCGAGAAUCAGAACGAAGUGUAUGCAUGGAUCAGAUUCCUCACCUAUAAAAGCACUACGGACACGUACCAUGAGUUCUAUGUGACUGACGCGCAGAGGUUUCACUUGUUUAAACAAGAGUAUGGAAUGCUAAACUUUCUUGAGAUUGGGUAUUACCAAACUCCAGUUCAUGGAUUCAUUUUCAACGGCGGGCAGAGUGUGUUUGGCGUUGACAUCGUGGUUUCUAAUCCCCCUAUAUGGGAGGAUGUCUCUUAUGAAGAAAACAUUCCUGGCCCUGUUAUCGGCUGGAGAAUCGACAACUUCAGUAGCGGCGAGCAUGACUCUUAUUACACUUCUAACUCGUUUUCUUCCGGAGGAAGAAACUGGGUACUGAAAGUUUAUCCAAAUGGAGUUGGGACUGGAAAGGGUAAUUCGUUGUCAAUUUAUUUGUUGAGUGCGUCAAACAAAAAGGGUUACGUGAAAGCCAAGUUUAGAGUUAUUGACCAGAUCCGUUCCAACAAUGUGGAGAAACAAGUGGAGGGAUGGCCCAAUGCCGAACAAAAUGGAUGGGGUGUCGACAAACUUAUAUCUUUUGCAGAUGUCCAAGACCCGUCCAAAGGUUUCCUCGUCAACGAUACCAUCAAAUUUGAAGUCGAGAUCAUGGCUUUCACUUGAGUCGACUCUAUCUAUAACUAAGCGCUUAAGAUAAUCCCAAAAUCAUCAUCACUUGUACGUUUGUUGUUUUUCCUUUAAUAACCGGAUGGAUGUAGUUCCGCGGGUGACCAAGUGAAUGUGAAUAACUAUCACUAUGGUUCACUGUUUAUGUA